UCGUACGCGUGACAUCAUACUGGACAAAGCACCGUAUGGGAGUGGUUUCUUAGAAUCGAAUGAAUCUUGCUAAAUGUAAGGUUUUUCAAUUCCUGUAGCCGAACUAUUACUUUGUAAAGUCAAAAGGGUUCAAGGGAACACUAUUAGCGCUUAUUUUGUCAGGAAAUCCCAAAGAGGGUAUACAAAACUCAACCGAAUAACAUCAUAUGCGAUUUUGUGUAACAAAUCACUGACGCUGGAUGAUUGGUGUUUCUUAAGUUGCGUUCCCCAAACAUGUGCUGUGUCUGACGAGGCUUACCCGCGCUACCGAGACCCCAGGAAGACCAUGCUGUCCCUCCUGCUGCCCACGCUGCUUGCUGUGCAAGCUCUCGCUGUCCUAGAAGUGCAAGUCCCAGAGCUGCCAGUGGUUGCGCUGUACGGCAUGGACACCACCCUCAACUGUUCCUUCAGCCACGCCUCUCCCUUCAACCUGUCUGACCUCAGUGUCUUCUGGCAGCUGACGGACACCAAGCGCAGUGUGCACAGCUACUGGGCUAGCCAGGACCAGCUGGCAGACCAGGGAGAGCGCUAUGCCAACCGCACCAGCCUGUACCCCUCCCAGCUGGGCACGGGCAACACCUCGCUCCUCUUGAGGGGGGUCCGGGUGGCCGACGAGGGUAGCUACACCUGCUUUGUCAGGGUGGAGGCCUACGGUAGUGCAGCCCUACUGCUCCAGGUAGCAGCCCCCUAUUCCAAGCCUCUGGUGACCCUGGAGCCGGACUCUAACCUGCGGCCAGGUGACAACGUGGCGCUGACCUGCGUGGCAUACGGUGGCUACCCUGAGGCUGACGUACUGUGGCAGGACGGGGGCGGGCACAACCUGACGGACAACGUCACCACCUCCCUGGUGGCCAAUGAGGAGGGGCUGUUCAGCAUGCGCAGUGUCCUGACUGUCACCCUGGAGCCCAAUAGCACUUACAGCUGCAGACUGACCAACCCAUUAUUGGGUGAGGACGGCCACGCCUCCGUCACCAUCACAGGUCAGAACAUGGUGUUUCCUCCGGUGGCUCUGUGGGUGACGGUGGGUCUGGCUGUGUGUCUGCUGGGUCUGCUCAUCGCCCUGGCUGCAGUCUGCCGUAGGAAGAUCAAGGAGAGCUGUGAGGAGGACAGAGCAGCCAAGGAGCUUGAAGAGGCCAAAGAGCUGCAGGAAGCUGAGCAGUCUAAGACAGCCAUGACCCCCCUGAAAAGCUAAAGCCAAUAGAACACAGAAGUGAGGAGGCAGACUGUGAGACAGCGAUGAGCCUGGUAUUUAAUCCCACUACACCUAUCCAUCGACGGAGAGACUGAUUCCACUGUCUCUUGCCCACACAGUGUCCAGGCCUUACUGAGCUGAUGAUGAGUCCAUCAUACCCAUCCCUACAGGACCACUUCCUCCUGGGUUUCAAAAAGACAUAAAUAUCAUCAUAUCCUAUUACAGCACUAUGCAUUUCCCUUCCCCUGCUACCCUUUCAGUUAACGAAGACUGCUGCAGUAUAUGAAUACUGAUGUGGAGUCAUAUUCAUUUCUAUGCAAUAUGCUAGAGAGAAACUCCACUUGAACGCCAUUGGAUGUGACAGGCUCCCUGUGUAUCGAGGUAGGAAGUUUGAGAGACCCAGGAUCUCAUUUCUAAUAGGAAGUGAGCAGCUUAAGAGAUGACCCAGCUGAGGCUGCCAUCGGUGUCUCCGUAGCUGUCUGCCUGCCAGAGAUGGAGUGUAGCUGUGUAGUUCUCCAUUUACUCCUCGACUCACUAAUUAAUGGUUGCCCGUGGAGUAACUUGUACCUGUCAGUGUCUACCGCUCUCGUAUAUUCAAUAACUUGGAGGAAUUGAAAUUGAAUGCCAGCUAAGCUCGAACAAACUGCAAAUGGUGCAUGGGAUACACCCUGGUUCUCUCACUGACCUGACAGCAGCCUUAUGUGUAAGGUUUUUAAUGAACAUGGACUCUUCUCAGCUACUCUUAACUGCCAAGGUGGAAUGUUUUAUGAAUUCAAGAUGGAGUCUGGAAGGCUGGGUGGGUGAUUGUAUAAGUUCUGUUACAGUAUACAGGUACUCGAGUCCUUGUGCCAAAUGUCCAUGUGCGUAUCAAUGCCAAAGCUGUCCAUAAAAUAACCCAGUGCCGAUUCGCAUUAAAGAGACAUGGUGAAAAUGUUCCCGAGCGGUCACUGGUAAUUAUUGCGUCCAUUCCCAGGGUCACUGCAUGUGUGUUCAUGGAGAACAAGGUCCACUCUAUUACACAUAUCUCCUUACCCAUGGGAUUAGCCACACUGCUCUCAAUUCAUACCUCCACUGUUCCAUUCGAUCUGAUUUAUCUCAGACAACACUCCUCUACAUAAUGAGGAAAACAAGAAUAAUGGUGAAAAGUAAUACAAAUCUUUUAUUUACAUGCAGAUCUAGCCAGACGUGUUAAAUUUCCAGUUUUGCUCUCACGUUCUUAGGGAUUUGCAGAUGCUUAGUCAUACCAAACAUCUUAGUUGUUUUGAAUAAUGAAUUUCCUCCAGGAGUAUGUGUUACUGUCGUGUGUGAAAUAAGUGGCUGCGGUUGGGUUGGUGUAAAAGACAGGCUGGCUUUCUCUGAGAAGCCACCCCACCUCAACCCACACCCCAAGCCCAUCACUAUUCCCUCUAAGCUGGAUGAAGCUGUUGAUCAAACCCAAGGCUGUGCUUCCAAAUCCACAUCUCUCUCUCGCUCUCUGUACAGUAGCCCUUGACCUUGCCAUGUGUCCUCAUGGCCCAGACACCCGCUUGAAAUUAAAUUACAGAUUAGUGGCUUCGGCCCCUAGGAAGGGUUUAUUUGGUUGCCCCCUCUCCGUGUCACUCUCAUUCUGGGAGUGACACGCAGGGAGGAAAUGUCAUGGGAUUUAAGAAAGAAAAUGCCAGCCUUGAAACAGCUUCUACUUCAAAGUCUAUUCUAUGUUGCCUGGCCUGCCUAAAUUCAGGAUGUCUGCAAGGAGUUCUAAAUCUUACAGGUGAGGAAUAGGGGGCAGAUGGCAUGUGGGGAUUACUGUGUUAGAAUGAGUAACGAACAGGGGAAACUGAAACCAAACUCUUUUAAAUAUGUCAUACAAACGUCUUCAGACUUCAACGUCUCUGUACGUUUUCUCCCAUCAAUUCCAUCAAGCUGAGAUGGAGCAUGAACCCUUCACCAGACUCAAUGACUGGUCCUGUCACUGACUGCUUCUUAAGACACUGUUGCUGCACCUUCAGAUGGAAAUCAUCAUUCUAGCGAGACAAGUGGACCAAACACUGAGCCCUCAUUCAUUUGGAAGACUGUCACGCAUAGCACAAUGCUGUAAUUUCAAAUCACUUUCACUUCCACUCUGUAGAUUUUGUGAUUUUUGGCAAUCAGAAUGGCUUGUUAGCCCUAUAAACGAUCCACUUCCCUUCAUAUUGAUGCAGAUUCCCAGUCCUCAAGUAUAUAACUCAUCAUGUCAGAUUAGGGCCUCUUUUCAUUGGGAAGUAGGUUUCUUUGAAUGUGCCAACAGAGAAGCUACCCCACAGGGCAAAAACUGGUUGAACUAAUGCUGUUUCAAGCAAAAUAAUCAAAGUGAUGACAUUGUAUCAACGUGGACAACUAAUUUGAUUAGCAAAGAGUCCUCCCAUAACCCAAUUUUUAACAGAAAUAGAAUGACAUUGUGAUUGUUUUGUUGUUGAUUUCAUAUUGAAUUCACAUUAGUUAAACAACUCAACCAAAUGUAAAUCAAUGCUAGACGUUGAACUGAUGUCUGUGCCCAGAGAGUCCUGUACUGUAGAGACACUUUCAAAUCAAGAUGACUCUGUAAAAAUAUUUGCGUCAAAUGCUAUUCUAGAGUCCGGAGUCUGUAGCCAGAUUGUUUGUUCUGUUGUGUUGUGUUGUUUGGAAUAAGUGGAAAGUUAACCUGAAUAUCACAGUUUGUUGAGCAAUGGAGAAAAACUCACAGCAGACAUUUGAAACGGUAUAGUUCUCUUCUCGCCAGGGGGGUUGAGUUGUGUAUUUAGUAUGGAGAAAGAAAGCAAUCAAUAAAACAGCCGUUGGUAACCAA
Molecule: messenger RNA, 4034 nt
Organism: Oncorhynchus masou masou (cherry salmon)
Lineage: Eukaryota; Metazoa; Chordata; Actinopteri; Salmoniformes; Salmonidae
Product: CD276 antigen-like
Exons: 8
Coding region: 326-1231 (301 amino acids)
Biological process (GO): regulation of cytokine production; T cell receptor signaling pathway
Cellular component (GO): external side of plasma membrane
Molecular function (GO): signaling receptor binding
Source: RefSeq, a predicted model, not a curated record